This is a messenger RNA of Leptopilina boulardi, 1972 nucleotides long. It is a transcript of the gene pygo, whose product is annotated as protein pygopus. The record is from RefSeq and is a predicted model, not a curated record. Bases 389 to 1873 code for a protein of 494 amino acids. Lineage: Eukaryota; Metazoa; Arthropoda; Insecta; Hymenoptera; Figitidae. The transcript is spliced from 5 exons.
UCUACCACUACAUUGACACGUGAAACGCGACAAUGGCGACUUGAUAUACUGGCGUGCGUUAUCCCAAUAAAUAAUUUAAAAAUUUGUGAAUUUUACAACAUUAUUUUAAUAAAACAAGUGAAACCAGUGACUUAUUGUGUAUAUGUGAAAUAUGUGAGUUAAUUUAGAAAGUCUGGACCUAAAGGAAGAAGCAUUAUUCUUAUCAAAGGCAUUUGGCUGGUGGACAACAUAAAUUUCAAUGGUAACUGUCUUUGCCGAAAAGAGAAAAGAACAAUGUAUAAGGAAUUAAAUUUUCAUCUAUAAUGUUUGAUAUUCUGAGUAUAUGGAAUCAUCAAAGCCACUGUGCUACUGACAAGGCAUGAUAAAAUAAGGAAGAGAAGAGAAGGAAAUGACCCACAAUAUUGCAGGCAUGCCACCCUUUGCUAGGAUGCCUUUAGGAGGAAUGGGUAUGGGGGUAGGAAUGGGUCCUGGUGGGCCUCAUCCUGAAUCCUCGUCUCACCCUCAUCCUCCUCCACCUCCUCCUGCUGGUGCAAAUCCGAAGAAAAAGCGACGAACCAAUGCAAAUGUUGCUCAACCAACACCUCAACAACCGCCAUCUGUACAGGAUUUAUUACCACCACCGUUGACGGGAUACGGUGAUACAAUAGUGGCGAGUAAUCCAUUUGACGAUACACCCCCGCAAGCGGCACAAAAUCCCAUGAUGCACGGUGGUCCACCUCAUAUGCAUCCACAUCAUCCACAUCACAUGGGUGGACCACCAAUGAGAGGAAUGAGUCCACUUUCAUCAAUUGGCGGAAUGAAUCCAAUGAUGUCGCACAAUAUGGGCAAUAUGAGUCCAAUGGGCUCAUCGCCAAUGGGCAAUCAUAUGAAUCACAUGAGUGGAAUGUCACCAAUGAAUCAUCCACCAAUUGGCGGUAUGAGUCCCAUGAAUAAUAUGGGUCCAAAUAUGCCACAGGGACCAAUGAACAAUCACAUGAAUAUGGGUCAUAUGGGCAAUUCACAAAUGAGCGGCCCACCAAUGGGCAGUCCAAUGAAUAGUAUGAACAAUGGUCCAAUGGGUAGUCCAAUGAACAAUAUUGGACAUAAUUUAGGUAGUCCAAUGGGUGGACCAUUGGGUUCGCCAAUGAACAAUAUGCCAGGAUCAAAUCAUAUGCCAAAUGGACCAAUGAAUAUGAAUAGCAUGAAUAGCCAUAUACCGCCCAAUAGUCCAUUAAAUGGACCGCCAAUGAAUAAUGUUAAUAGUCCAUUGGGUCAUAAUGGAGCGCAAAAUCAUCCUAAUCAUAUGGGUCCAAAUAAUCUUGGCCGACCAAUGAAUGGACCAAUGACAACAAUGAGUUCAAUGGUAUCAACAAAUAUGAAUAUGGGCGGACCUAAUCAAAUUAAUAAUAUGAAUAUGGGCCCAAUGAAUACAAUGUCGAAUAUUAAUCUCAGUCAUCAUAAUCAAAUGGGACAUAUGGGAGGACCUAUGGGCAAUAUGCCAAGUAAUAUGGGCAGUGGACCACCAAUUGGACAUCCAAUGAAUCCAAUGUCGGGAUCGAUGCCGCCACAUGGUUUUCAAGGACCACCGGGCAUGGGACAAAAACCCAUGUCCGUGUCUGCUGGAAAGAUCUAUCCUCCAGAUCAACCAAUGGUAUUUAAUCCUCAAAAUCCGAAUGCUCCUCCAAUUUAUCCAUGCGGUGUUUGCCAUAAAGAAGUUCAUGAUAAUGAUCAAGCCAUUCUCUGUGAAUCUGGUUGUAAUUUUUGGUUUCACAGAGGUUGCACAGGAUUGUCAGAGGCUGCUUAUCAGCUAUUAACGCAAGAAGUUUACGCGGAAUGGGUUUGUGAUAAAUGUUUACAAACGAAAAAUAUACCCUUGGUUAAGUUCAAGCCAUAACACUGUUUCGAUCGUCGUGCUUGCGACGCGUGAGUUACACCUUGUUAGAACAUAAACACAUUUACAAAAACAAAAAAAAAACAAAAAAAAAAGGAAGAA